This is a messenger RNA of Drosophila arizonae, 2553 nucleotides long. Its product is annotated as ATP-dependent RNA helicase DDX24. Lineage: Eukaryota; Metazoa; Arthropoda; Insecta; Diptera; Drosophilidae. Gene Ontology annotation, molecular function: nucleic acid binding; ATP binding; RNA helicase activity. The record is from RefSeq and is a predicted model, not a curated record.
UCAAUAUCAACAAACGAAACACGCGGACGGCUCCAGAUCGAGGUGCUAUUUGAUUUAAUGAGAACAUGGUGGCGACAAAAGCUAAGAAUAACGGAAAUGUUAAGCAAAAGAAACCCAAAAGCGACAGCGACAUACCAGUUCUGAGGUCGAAGGGCUGGCAGAAGGUGAAAAUUAAGGGUCAUGUGAUAUCAGACGACUUUACCGGUUACGAGGGAAUGAUUGGCCUGGAAGUUCUCAAGGAGUACGAUCCAGCGCUGGUAAAAUCAACUGAGAAACAGAGCAACGACAGUAGCUAUGAGCAGAAGAACAGACGUAAACGAUCUAAAUCAGGAAAAGAUUCAGAGGAGUCCUCGAGUGAAGAGGAGGAGAGCGACGAUGAUGCUGAGAAUGGGGCAGCCAGCAAAAAGAAAGCUAAGCUGGCUGAGCGACAUGCACUGCGACUGCAGAAGCAGCGGGAGAAGCGUGAACAACGUAAGAAAGAGCGGAAACAAAAGAAGGCUGCGCCCACAGCAACGGAGACCAAACCAAUCAAAUCACAAUUCACACCCAACGAGGACUACGAACCAGACCGCUUUGCGUUGCUGCGACCGCCGCCGCCAUCAGAUGAUGAGCAGCUGGAAGGUGCAGAGAGUGCCGACGAUGAGCAGGUGCCUGAGCUAGUGCCAUGUGAGCCACAACCAAACAAUUUGGAUAUGACGAAAUGGCACGGUAUGGGCGUACCAGAGCCAAUUAUGCGAGCUUUGGCGGAGCUGGGUUACGAGGCGCCGACCCAGAUACAGGCCAUGACUCUGCCGGCAGCUAUACACGGCAAGAAGGAUAUACUGGGUGCAGCGGAGACAGGAAGUGGCAAAACUCUUGCCUUUGGCAUACCCAUACUCUCGGGCAUAAUGGAACUGAAGCAGCGCAACGAUGACUCUGGCAUACGCAAGGCGCCAAAGGUGAAAGGCGCUCAAGGACCAGUAGAAGAGGCGCCGCCGACAAAGGAUAACCAUGAGCUGACACCGCCGCCAGAGGAGCUGGACUAUGUGUCCGGGGCCAGUGAUGAGGAGAGCGACAACGAGAAUGACCCAGAAGCGAGGCAGCGGCCACUCUACGCCGUUGUGCUAACGCCCACCCGUGAAUUGGCCGUGCAGGUGAAGAAUCAUCUGGUCAGUGCCGCCAAAUAUACGGGCAUCAAUGUCGCCGCCAUCUUUGGCGGCCUGUCCGUGGCCAAGCAGGAGCGCGUGCUGCGUCAAUGCCCGGAAAUUGUGGUGGCCACACCAGGCCGACUCUGGGAAUUGUAUGCGCAGGGCAAUAGUCAUCUGAGCAAGAUUGAAAAUGUGAGUUUCCUGUGCAUUGAUGAAACCGAUCGCAUGGUGGAGAAGGGCCACUUCGAGGAGCUGCGCAGCCUGCUCAAGGUGCUCAACGCGGAUGAGGAACGCAAGAAGUUGCGACAAAAUUUUGUCUUCUCGGCCACAUUGACAUUGGUCCAUGAUCUGCCCGAGCAUAUGCAAAAGCGUAAUCUGGCCAAGCGACCCAAGUUCAUCAAGCAAACGGUGGAUCAAAAGAUUGAGAGCCUGAUAGAAGAACUGGGCAUAUCACAGCCCAAGAUUGUGGACAUCACCAGCAGCCAGCAAACUGCUCAGACGCUCACCGAGAGUCGCCUGCUGUGUGCCAUCGAUGAGAAGGAUUACUAUCUGUACUACUUUGUUCAACGUCAUCCUGGUCGCACGAUUGUCUUCUGCAACUCCAUCGACUGUGUCAAGCGGCUAGCCACGUUGUUCGGCUUGCUGAACUGCAAUCCUUUGCCGCUGCACGCGAAUAUGAUUCAGAAGCAACGUCUGAAGAAUUUGGAACGCUUUCGGGACAACCCGAUCGGCUUGUUGAUAGCCACCGAUGUGGCUGCCCGUGGCUUAGAUAUACCCAAUGUUGAGCACGUGAUACACUACCAGGUGCCGCGCACCAGCGAGAACUAUGUACAUCGCUCGGGUCGCACAGCGCGUGCCAACAAGCAUGGCAUAACGGUGAUGUUCAUGGAGCCGGGCGAGGUGAAGGCCUAUGUGAGGCUACACAAGACGCUGGAGCGGACUGAGGAUUUACCACUAUUUCCCAUCUCUGAACGUUUCCUGGGUGCGGUCAAGGAGCGAGUUAAUCUAGCCCGUGAACUGGACAAGGAGGAACUGAAGUUGCGUCGCACUCAAAGCGAAGAGGGUUGGAUGAAAAAGCAUGCCGAGGAAAUGGAUAUGAUUAUCGAUGGCUACAACGAUGAGUCUGGUAGCGACCAGGAUGAAGAUGCAUUCAUCAUUGAAAGGAGACGCAAUCGCUUGCAUGUUGACACAGUGCGAGCACAGCUUAGCGCCCUACUCUCACGCCCCAUUUUCCCCAAGGGAUUCAGCUUUAAGUAUCCCACCAGCACAGGUCAGCUGCCCGAGGGCACGGACAUUGCCAGCAGUGAUUCCCGCAGCGCUGUGGAAACAAUGAAGGCAGCCAUCGAGGACAUGAAACUGGCCAAGCAACAGCGCAACAAACGCAAACGCAAAGUGUAAAUAAUUAUAUUCUAGUUUACUGUACAAA